AUGUCCUCUCCAUUAGAUGAAUCCUCAUCAUCAAAUCUCUUUUUCGAACGCACUCGAUCCAACAUUAAAAAGAGAGGCACCUUUUACUUUACUUCUACCCUCUCUCUUGUACUCUAUGUCAUCAUUCCCACUCUAUUAUUAUUUGCCUCCAUUCUAUAUUUGCAAUUCUCUUUUCAGGAUGAUUCACAACGAGUGAACUAUUUACAACAAGCCUUCGGAACCAAAGCUUAUUCUUUAUUGAAUCACUAUUUGGGUAAAAUUGCAAAUAUGACUGCAAGUGACGAAGAAUCCGCAUUGGAAAUGAAUGAAUCUUUAUCCAAGCGAUUGAAUAGCAUGUUCACAUUUACAGAAUUGAAAUAUGGAUUAUUUGUGAGUGCAUUGGUGGGAUUGGUGAUUUAUAUGCGAGUAGUUGUAAUGACAAGAUUGAUUGUAUUCACAUGGUUGAGAAGAUUGAUUUUUGGAGCACCACCAGAGGAUGUUUAUUUGCUUGAUUUUUUGACUUUGAAAAAAGAGAGAAAUUCAAAAAAUCUAAUUGCUCUCAUUGACACUUUGCAUGAUGUGACAAGUGUGAAAUCCAAUGAAAUUGAUCUAGUCGUUUUGGAUUGCAAAGAUGGAUCUUUGAUGAAUGAUAUUAUCAAUCACUACAUGAAGGAUUUAUGGAAAUCAUCAUCCACUCGAGUUGUAACAUUGAAUGGAAUGGGAAUUGCAAGCAUAGAAUUAGCACGUCAAUUAUUAACUAAAAAUUCAAGAGCUCUUAUUGUGACAACAACAAGUAACAAGGAUGCCACUGUUUGUUUCAUCUCGAAUAAUGCAAAAGAUGUUAAGAAGGCAAAAUAUGUGUUGGUGAAAUGUGAAUCGUCAUUCGCUAUGAGUGAUUCUUCGAACAUUGAGAGAAUUAAAAAGAUUGGUUUGAAUGCAAACAGAUAUUCAUAUAUCUGCUUUGACUUCAAACAAGAGAGCGAUUUAACCAAGGCACAAAAAGAAUUCAAACUGAGCGAAUUGGUAACAACUGCCAAUCAUGCAGCCAUUUCCAAGUUCAACACCAAUGCAACUUCAUGGAACGUAUUGGAAUUUAUUGAAAACACAAACGCAACAAAGAGGGAUGAAAUGAUUCUUCAAAUAGAUUGUUCGGAUGAAUCAAGCAGAUGUACCAGUUUGGUAUGGAGAGUAGUUUAA
Naegleria fowleri is the source of this 1176-nucleotide messenger RNA. RefSeq lists its product as uncharacterized. NCBI's taxonomy places the organism in Eukaryota, Heterolobosea, Eutetramitea, Acrasida, Naegleriidae. The transcript has 5 exons. Bases 1 to 1176 code for a protein of 391 amino acids. The record is from RefSeq and is a predicted model, not a curated record.